AUGCUGCGGAAGCCGGCUGCUGGCUCUGCUGAAGAUGGAGAGAAGUGGUUGGCCGAUGUGAGCGUAUGUAUCGGCGAUGCCGGUCUCUCGGCAACCGACAAGCUCAACCUCAAGCGCAUCGUCACCGCGUACGGCGGCACCGUCAGCUAUCUAGUCCACCCCAAGACUACGCACCUGGUGACGGGCGAGGAAGAGGUGCGGGUCUGUUCGCAGAAGGUGCGCACGGCCGACCGCUACGGCGUGCGACUGAUCACGCCCGCCUGGCUCCUCGACUCAGCCGCCGCCGGCCGCCGCCAGGACGAGGCGCCCUUCCUCCUCUCCUCCGCCGCCGCCGCCGUCGGCGAGCAGCAGAAGAACGAAAACGACCGCAACGACAACGCCACCGUCAACAUCACCUCCACCACUUCCACUUCCACCGACAACACCACGUCCGCGACCGAUGGCGACGCGGCGACUUCGUCGUCGUCGCUGUCGUGGUCGUUCAGCUCCAUCGCCGCCGAGGCCUCGUCGUCCACCGGGACUCUGGGCUCGGCCUCGCUCGUCAACCGGCCGCGUGGCACCUGGCUCACGUCCGCCGCCACCGCCGCCACCUCGCUCCUCGACCACUUCACUCUCUUCUCCCUCGACUCUGAGGCCUCACCUUCGACAGCUUCGUCUUCGUUGUCUUCGUCUUUGUCAUCUUCAUCGACGUCGACGGCCGACGAGGCGUCGCUCGCGCCCGCCGCCGCCACAGCCGAUGAUGACGUCAGCUCUGCUAACGCUGAGCAGGGCGACGCCGAGUCGGCAAAAAAGGAGGGCUGGGCGCUGAAGCUGGAGGAGAGGCAGAAGCAGCUGAGGGAGGUGUCGGACCAGCUACGGGCGGCGAAGCGCGAGUACGACCGGGAGCAGAACCGGUCGAUCCGGCGCCAUAAGACCGAGGCCGACCGCGAGCUCGAGCAGAGCUUCAGCGCCGACGCCAAGGCCCGGAAGCGGGAGCGGCUCGAGGCGCUGCGCCACCAGCGCCUGGCCAAGCUGCGCGAGGGCUGGCUCGCCGAGCUGGCCCGGCGCAAGAAGCGCGACGACGAGAAGGCCGAGGAGAAGCGCAAGCGGCGCGAGGCCUGGGAGGAGAAGCAGCGCGAGAAGGAGCGCCGCCGUCAGGACUACGAGCAGAAGAAGCGCGAGUGGGAGAGCAAGCAGGCCGAACGAGCGCAGAAGCAGCGGGAGUGGGACGCCCAGAUCUUGAGGUGGGAGGAGCAGAAGCGCUCCGAACUCUACAAGAAGUUCUUCGUGGGCAACCUCAAGUGGAAGGACAUCACUCUCGAAGACAUGGGAUCGGAAACGGCGGUGGAGUUCGCCCGUCAGAAGCGGUGGGACCGGCUGCGUGCGGUGUUGGCCUCAUUCGGACCCAUCACCCGCAUCAAGGAGCACUGGGACCGCCACUUCGUGUUCGUGGUCUACGAGGAACGCGAACACGCCGAAAAGGCGAUGGAGGUGCUGUCGUCGUGGGACGAGCGCGUCAAGAUCGUCACCGCCAUCCGAAAGCAGCUGCUCGACGAGGCCCAGCCCCUGGUCUACACGCCCACCCCCGAUUUCUACCUGCGUUGGCCCACCAAGGAGCCUCACCCCGACCCGGAGGAGGAGAAGAAAAAGGCCGAAGCCGAGGCUGCGGCGAAGCUCAAGGAGGAGCAGCGCCUGCAGGCCGAAGCCCAGGAGAUCGCCGACGGGUGGGAGAAGAAGAAGAAGCCCGCCAAGAAGUCCAAGAAGAAGAACGAACACGACGACGACGCCGAGAAGAAGGCCGACGACGCGAAUGCCCCGCCGGACGUGCGUCCGCCGAAGCAGCAGCGCGGCCUCGACGGCAAGUCGAAGAAGAAGCGCGAGAAGCGCAAGUUGAAGGAGGCCGAGAAGCGCGAGCUGGAGAAGAAGAAGGGCAAGGGCAAGGGCAAGGGUCGAAGUCAGGACCGCCGCCCGCCCACGUCCGCUGACCGACCCGCUCGACCUCGCCCGUCCCCGGCCGACGCCGACGCCGCCGCCAAGCCCACUGGAGCCGCCGUCGCUGCGCCUUCGCGUGGCCGCGGCGGCCGCGGAAUGCGUGGAAUGCCUCGUGGCGGAAGAGGAGCGCCGGUGGGCGGAAUGUCGCCCGACCGACUGCUCCGCGAAGCCAUGGCGAUGCGCGCUGGCCUCCGUGGCGGUGGCCUACGCGGUGGUCUCCGUGGCCGAGGCGGCGGACGCGGUGGUCGAGGAGGACGUGGUCGCGGCGGGUGA
Molecule: messenger RNA, 2244 nt
Organism: Acanthamoeba castellanii str. Neff
Lineage: Eukaryota; Discosea; Longamoebia; Acanthamoebidae
Product: BRCA1 C Terminus (BRCT) domain containing protein
Exons: 5
Coding region: 1-2244 (747 amino acids)
Molecular function (GO): RNA binding
Source: RefSeq, a predicted model, not a curated record